AUGGGAAUAGCACAAGCGAGUAGGGACAAGAUAAGAAAAGCCAAGGCAAGGAAUGAGUUACAGCUGGCAAGAAAUGUUAGCAACAACAAGAAGGGGGGUUUCAAAUAUGUCAGACAAAAAAGGAAAUUCAGGGAUGGUAUGAGUCCAUUGCUCAAUGAAGAAGACCAACUCCAGAAUGAACUUGAAUGGAGAAAGGCUCGUAAUGAGACAGAUGACAUUACACUUGAUGCCGGCACAGCCCACCCCAACCUCUCCAUUGCUGGGGAUAAGAAGAGUUUGAAACAUGAAACCCAACCUCAGAAAGUUCCACCAUAUCCAGAGAGGUUUGAUUCAACUGUCUGUGUGUUGGGUUUUGAAGGAUUCUCUUCUGGAAAGCACUACUGGGAGGUGAAUGUUCAGAAGAUCAGUGACUGGGACCUGGGAGUGGCCAGAAAAUCCGCAAAGAGAAAAGGAAAACUUUCCAUAUCACCUAAAGAGGGAUUCUGGGCUCUGGGUCUGAGUGGCAGAGAUUAUUGGGCAAAAACAGAUCCAUGGACCCAGGUCAGGGUGCAGAAAAAGCCCCAGAAAAUUGGAGUUUACCUUAGUUACCAAGAUGGGCAGGUGACCUUUUUCAAUGUAACUGACAUGUCUGUGUUGUUCACAUUUAAUGAUUGUUCAUUCUCAGGAGAGGUUUAUCCCUUCUUUAAAAAUCCCCACAAAGAAACAACAAUGAGAGUUUGUUCAAUUAAAGACAAGAAAUCAAUUUAAAAUGCCAAGAUGUCCUGUUUUGUUGACCAAACUCAGCCAAAGCCCUGUGCGGCUUCAUGGCACUGUUGACCAAACUGAAUCAAAGUAACAGAAUGCUUUUCAGUUAGAAGAAAGGUGAUCUGGAAUAACAUUCCCUGUGAAAUUAUAUUUACAAAUAUUGCUAAUGCUGCAGGGGUGGCUCAGCAAAUAAGGAAUGGAACUGUACUGGAAUCUCACAAACAGAGCUAUUAAUGAUGAAAGUAAUUUUUUUCAUAGCUAACUUCCAGUUUAUCUGGAUUAGGUGUAUUAGCAGCUAAGAGUAAGCAAAUAAUGUCCUAUACUAAUGUUUCUCUGCUAAACUGAAUAACCAAUCUUUGAGUCAGGUAUAAAUACAGAUGGAGGAUGCACCCGAUCUUGAGAAAGUUUGACUAGUCAC
Messenger RNA from Mauremys reevesii (Reeves's turtle), 1162 nucleotides. RefSeq names its product butyrophilin subfamily 1 member A1-like. The transcript has 4 exons. NCBI's taxonomy places the organism in Eukaryota, Metazoa, Chordata, Testudines, Geoemydidae. The record is from RefSeq and is a predicted model, not a curated record. The coding region runs from base 1 to 747 and encodes 248 amino acids. Gene Ontology annotation, molecular function: protein binding.